Messenger RNA from Ceratina calcarata, 4863 nucleotides. It is a transcript of the gene vir, whose product is annotated as VIR_N domain-containing protein. Gene Ontology annotation, molecular function: RNA binding. Gene Ontology annotation, biological process: mRNA modification. NCBI's taxonomy places the organism in Eukaryota, Metazoa, Arthropoda, Insecta, Hymenoptera, Apidae. Bases 329 to 4792 code for a protein of 1487 amino acids. The transcript has 5 exons. The record is from RefSeq and is a predicted model, not a curated record. Gene Ontology annotation, cellular component: RNA N6-methyladenosine methyltransferase complex.
CUGAGGUGCUGAGGUCUGAUGUCUGAUAGGUCUGAUAGUCUGAUCAGGUCCAUCAUGUACGCGAUAUUUAGCGCCAAGAUGCAAUGUAGAAGUUGAAAUAUUAUAUUUAUUUUAAUUAAAAUAUAAAGAUAAAUAACAUAAAUACAUAACAUUUUAUUGAACUUGUCUUUAUUUUAUUAAUAUUAAAUUGUUCAGACUUUUCUUCAAAAUUAAAAAAAGUGUGUUUAUUCGUGUCCUCUCUGUGAAAUAAAGUUCUAUAAAAAUAGGAUUUAUAAAAGUAGGUUUAUUACAUAAUUAAUUACUUCUGAAUCGCAGCAAAAAGUAAAUCAUGGAAAAUGUAGAAUUGUUAUUUUUUGAUACAUUUUCGCACGAUAUAUCCGAAGAACUGAAUUUAGAUUUAGUGCAAUUUCCAAAACCUGUUUAUAUAAGUGAAGUUAGAAUUAUCCCAUUGGGUGCUCGAGUAAAAGCUGACUUUCCUGGAGGUGUCCGUUUAGGAGCUACGAAUCCAUCUCAGUUUGAAAUUGAAUUUUUUGUAAAUGAUUUAAGUAAGCCUGGUGCUUCUACAUUCGAGUCCCUUGGUGAAUUAGAAUACAAACAGAAUAUUCACAUCCAGUUGGAAUGUGAAAGAAAACAAAUACCCACAGAUGGAUUGGUUUUAAGAGGCUGGUAUACCACAAUCACUUUAGCAGUGUAUGGGACAUUAACAAAAUCAUUAAACAAUCCACAAGAAGUCGUUAGUUCAGCUGCUGGUUCUUCAGCCUGUGUCAGUGGCCUAGAAGAAGUUAUAGAAAAUCCAAACCAAAUUUCAGAACAGCAGUCUGAAUGGUACUAUGAAAAUCAGGCUCAAACGAAUUCAAAUGAAACAUGUGUGGCAGCUACACCUCCACCUCCUAUACAGCCGAUUCAAAUAGUGGAAUCAUCCAGAAAUUCGACAUCUGAUACUGGGAAGACAGAACAUUGGGAGGAGGAUGGUACAAACAGUACCUUGAAGACUGCAAAACGUCCUUCUUCACCUCCCUCUGAAUCCUUAGUAUCCUUAAGUCCUGAGUCGAUAUCAGCCGAAGAGGAAGAAGCAGAACAGGAUGGUGGUGAACAAGAAACAGGAGAGCCCUUCGAACCUAUACUAUCUGACGAAGAUAUGAUGACCGAUGAUGUGCCACCCACUGCAGAGUACGAAUGUGAAAACAUGCAGCUAAACGACAUUUAUUCUUUGACACCCCCGGAUCUGUUAGAGUUGGACGAGUCAGUGACUGUUACAGAAGAAUACCAAAUCGGCAAGGAAACGUUAGAUAAGAUACACGAAAUAUUACAAUCUUUAUCCAAAUCAGUUUUACACUUCAAUAAUGCGUCGGGUCAAGAGAAAGAGACGUUUGUACACAAUUGUGAAUCGUUAAGCGCGAUACUUAGCCCGUUUGAUUUAAACGCUACGGAGUUUAAUGAUUUGACCAAUAUCGUGAGUGCUGGCUUAGAUAUGGAUCUCGCUCGCGCCCAACCCCAACCAGCUUACAAAGUCCGUCAUGUUAAAGUCGGUGUACGAUUGGCAGAAGCCUUGUGUAAAUUUCCACAAGGGCCAGAUAUAUUAUUGAAAGUGGACGCGCCUUAUAAACUGCUGACGCUGUGCAUGCGUGAAAACGUUGCGCUUCCCGUGAAGCUUUCUGCUAUUCGCACGUUGGACGCGGCUUUGAUAAGCCCAACAAUUGUACAAGAGUUUCUACGGUGUAAAAGCAAUCUCUACAAAAAUGCCUUGAUGAUGUUGGAGACGGCAAAAUUGGCAAGACUAAAGUACGCUCUAAGUUCAUUAUUACGAAAAGUGCACAUGUACGAAUUCCUCGAGGAAAUGAAGGAACUCGAUGAGUUGGCUGUUACCGAAUUAAGGAACACGUAUAUUUGUUCGCCUACGUUAAUGGCUCAACCGAAACGUCAACUUCCAGCUGGAUCUCAAAUGGAAUUUGAACGCGAGGAAAAUAGAAAUCCUCAGUGUCAUUUAAUCGCGUAUUUUGAAUACCAUAAACUUUUGUAUCAUGUUCUGUUUGCUCUUACUUCUCCGAAAUCAGACAUAAAUCUAAUCAAAGCUACUCGCCGUUUCCUUUUACGCAUUUCUGAUACGAAAGAAGGUUUACUGUACCUAUUAAAACAGCCAGAAGUUACAAUACUAAUUUUGAAAGCUCUGAGAUGUGAUAUACCUGGGACAGGGUCAGUCUUAGCUUGGCGACUUCAAGUUGUACAAUGCUUAUUACGUCUAAAAUGUCAAUCUUCCGAUUGGAUGGCACUAAAAAAGCUUCAUUCCUUUUUGAUAUUUCCUGAAGGUUUACAAGCUAUAAUAACGAUCCUUCCUAUGGGAGAGUUCAUCGAUAUUUUAAUUCCGUUUCUCUCUGAUCCAGAUUUAUGUGAAUUCUCCGCGGAAAUUAUAUCAGCAACGAUCCGUUAUUCCGAUCGAAUAAAAGUGUUUCAAAAUCGUGCUGCAAUUAUUUUGGAGAAGUCGAGAGCUCAGGCUGUUUUGAAAGACGUUACAUCAUAUUUGACAGUAGCAGCGCAACCGUCUCAUUGGAAUUACGGAGACGUAUCUUCGCUCGUCGCAUGUAUUAGAAAAAACGCGGAUAAGGCAGCCUCUCUCCCAGGGCAAUUAAUUACAGCAUGCAGAAUUUUGCAUUAUCUCGUAUUUCCUUCGAGUAACGACGUGGACCCAAUGGAACCUUAUAUUGAAUUAAAAUACAGAAAUGCUUUGACUCAGUUGUUUGCUGCUGACGGUUUAACAGCUCUUAUUGCAGUUAUGACAAAUAUUUCAGAAUUCUAUGAACAGCCACUCUUGCAUAGCGCGGCUCUAACAGGCAGAAGGGGCUUGGCAUUGGUCGCAUUACUUCUUCCAUGCGUGAAAUUAACGAGAGCGUUAUUGGAACGGCUUGUUAAAUGCAUGGCCACGGAUUUCAAAGAUUUAACAGCCGUAGUCCCAUUACUCGGUGUUUAUUCCUUGGUAGAAGCCAUUCCUUCCAAUCGAAAUGUACAAAUCUUAUCGGAAGAAAUAGUAGAGAGUCUCUUAGUAUUUACACAGGCUGUAGAUUCGGAUGGUUCCGGCAAUGUGGCAAAAUCAUUGUGGACACAAAUGUUGGGCGAAGUCCUUAAAAUGGUUUCGCUAAGUCCAUUUAAUUUUAUAUCAGGCUUGAAACUCUUGACAAGGUUGUUACCUCCUGUUUUGACUGCAAAGGAGACAUCGACCGAAGAUGCUACUCGAAUCUUAGGUUUUAGAAAACUAUGGUCUGCUCACUUGCAGGCUCAAGCUAAUAAUCUAACAGAGACAUUGCGACUGCUUUGCACCAGCUGGAAUAAAGAUUUAUUGCUGCUCCUUUCGAAAGUUUGCAAGCAAUUAAGCGACUUAGCAGCACCCACGGCACUACUCGUAGGUAGAUGCUUAUUAGAUGGUAUAAUAGCUGCCACACCACUAGAAAAUAACGUCUUAAUUCUCACUCUACUUAGCGAACUUACGCGACACGCGCCUAUGAAAGCUACUCUGUUAACUUUAACUAGUCCGGCGUCUAGAGCCCAAGUUAAAUCCGAUCAAAAGUAUCCACCGGUUAUCGAAAUGAUGUGUACGGCGUUGAAGAAUACAAGUGAUAUUAGAGUACAAUAUGAAAUACUAGAUAUGUUUGAGACAUUGUGCGAUUGUACGCUGUGCCUCGUACAAGAAGAUCUCAAUGAAUCGUUUGAAAAGAGACUUUCUCAUUCGGUACCCAGUAAGGAGCCACUUUUGUCAAUUCUAACUGCGUUAAUCGAUAUACUGGCAACUAGUAAAAAGUUUGAACUGGAUGUAUUAGAGAGUACACUUCGUAUACUCUUAUCCCUUAUUAGUCAUAAUUAUGGUUUAUAUCACGUAAAAAGUUGUUUAGAAAAUAAUCCUGAUGCAUUGCGAUCUCUAUUAGACCAUAUCUCGACUUUAGAGGAUCCAGAAGCCCAGUGUGUCGUUAAUUUGACCAUAACGUUCUUAGAAAAUUUAAUUACAUCUGAGUCACAAGGAAGAUCUUUGUAUCUACGUGUACAACAGUUAGCAACUUUAAUAUCAUGGGAUAAGAACGAUCACCCGUUGGAAAAGAUAAAAAGUGCGCAAGAAUUAGUUGAGAUAUUCAAGUCUACCGAAGACAAGGAAGAGAAAGAAUCUAUUCCAGAAAUGUUAGAACCAUUAUUGCCUACUCCCGAAGCUUUGUUAAAUCAAUUUUCUCAACGGUGUUUAAAAAUUUCGGAUCUUCCUUCUAAGCGCCCAAAGAAAUUCACGUUUACGUCUUCGAAUUCGGUAUCGAACGAAAACAUGGUGGAUCUAUUAGCGCUUGCGACCGAACUGCUUCCUGCCGACUUCAAUUUACUAACGGAAGCACAAAAUUUAUGUUCUAAAACACCGCCCGAUGAUGCUACUCAGCCUUUACAAUCGAAGGCUCAAACUGACGAUCAAGAGGCCAGAGAUGUUCAGAAACAAGACACGUCUCCAGUUUCUAAAGUGAAACAACCCUUCGUUACACCUAUGCGGGGUCGAACACAGUUUGCCAAUUCGUUGAGAGGCGGCCCUGUAGUGGGAAGCGCAGGCAGAGGAGCAGAUCCCUUCAGAUCGAGACCACCGAAUACUUCGAGGCCUCCGUCUCUUCACGUGGAUGACUUCGUGGCAUUAGAAACGUGUGGAGCACAACCAACUGGACCCACUGGUUACAAUAAACUCAGUAUUCGUGGAUCGUGUCCACCGCGUGCGAUCAAUGCAGGGACAAGGAGUCGUCCUUGGACGCAAGAAACAAGGCCACCCUACCUUCGCUAAUUUAAUUUCUUCCAUUAAAAAUGUAUAGAAUUAUUUAUGUCUGUAUUUUAUUAUAUUAUGUAUGUAUUUUA